Molecule: messenger RNA, 2142 nt
Organism: Papaver somniferum (opium poppy)
Lineage: Eukaryota; Viridiplantae; Streptophyta; Magnoliopsida; Ranunculales; Papaveraceae
Exons: 2
Coding region: 1062-1676 (204 amino acids)
Molecular function (GO): nucleic acid binding
Source: RefSeq, a predicted model, not a curated record
GCCAUAAAUAACAAAAUAUUCCUUUGCGGAACAAAAGGCCUGACCAGAUGUCCCAAAACCCCUCUUGAACCAAAACUGAAACCCUAAAUUCUUCUUUUCUCAUGUCUGUUCUUCAAUUUUAAAACUCAGCUCACAGAGUCCCUCCAAAAUCUGUAUUGCCAUUGAUAAUGAGAAUUACUUGAUCCUAACAAUUCUGUUAUCUCCGAUGGAUGAAGAUAUAAUUGUGUGUGAGAUACUAAGCAGACUCCCUGUGAAGUCACUCAUGCGGUUCAAAUCUGUAUGUAAACAUUGGUGUUACUUAAUCAAACAAGAUCCAUAUUUCAUUGAUUUACACUUUUCUCGAUCUAGAACUCAUCAAUGUCUUUUCAUCGUCGAAUUACAACAAAGUAUAGCUGAUGGAGGUGGAGGAGACAUAAUUUGCAGAGGACGUCAAGCGCAAUUCGUGGAAGCUCAGUUAUGGCCGGGGGAACGAUGACGAGGUACAGUAACAUCAACAAUUCAUACUAUGAGUAAAAUUGAUUUGUUUAGUUACAAUACUAUUGUUGGAAUCGUAAACGGAUUGAUCUGUUUUGUUGAUCGUAACAAACAUGCUGUUUGCAUAUACAAUAUUAGCACGAGAGAUCAAAUUACACCUUGGAUUAAAUCAACUUUGUCGAUGGAAGAGAAAUUAAUUGGUGUAGUUAGUGGUUCUUGUGUUUAUAAAUUUGGUUUCGAUCCGGUCAGUAAGGAUUAUAAAGUGAUAGGCAAGUGGAAAAUUUUGGAUGAAUUUGAAAUUUGGGGGUCUUGACUGUUGGAGAAAUUACAUGGAGAAAGAUUGAUGAGGCACCGCCUUGUUAUAUUGGACCAAGUGCACCUUCUGUUUAUGUGAAUGGUUUUAUCUAUUGGUUCCCAAAUAGGUAUACUGGUGGUGAUGGAUUUAUAGUGGCAUUUGAAGUUGGAUGUGAAAAGUUCAGAGCGCUCCAAGUCCCUACUUUCAUCCUUCCUCAGCGCUCGGAUUAUGAUGGUGACAAAGUUAAUGUUCGUCUGUUAGAAGUGAAUGGAGUGUCGCUAUAUUACGUAGAAUGACUGUUUGUGAUAUCAAGUUGUGGAUAUAUGGACACAUUGACAAGGAGAAUAGUAAAGCUACCGCUAUAAAUUCUGGUGAUAAAAAUUGGACCGAAAAAAAAAUCACAUUGCCUGCAGUUUGUUGGGAUCGAAAUCGAUUUCUUUGUUGUGAUCCAAUCAGCGGGACAGACCAAAUAAUCUUCGAAAUCCACCAAAAGAACUCUGAUGCACUUCCAGAUUCAGUGUAUUUAUAUUCUUAUGAAUUGAAGAGUAAGAAUUUCAAGCCGAUUAAGAUCAGUGGGAUCCCAUCGUCAGUUCCUAUUGAUGACACCAAAACUAAACUCUGUAGAUCAUUCAGUGAAAGCCUUUAUUCCUUUUCAGCCGCAGAAAAGAAGCAAGGUCUCGCAGGGUACGGUUUUGUUGUCAGGAACCAUUUGAAACAUUUUGAAGGUACUGAAUCUGGGGGUCCUGGGGUAGCUACCAACUAUAUUGCUAAAAUUAUGGCUGCCAUUUGUGCUAUGCAAUGGGCAGUCACUCAUCAGAGGUGGAGAAUCAUUAUUCAUUCCGCCUCGAAAGCUAUUCUCUAUGCUUUCAUGAACAGGAGACUUCCUUGGAUGUUUUGGUCUAGGUAGCACAAAACUUAUUCCUGUCUGCAUCCUGUUCACUUAAGACAUGCUUUCCUUAGCUUCUUGGCAGAUUGCUUUUUGCAUUACAAUUCAAGGCCUGGCUUUUUACAACGGCUUGAUUAUCCCUUUUUUUUGAAGCAACUUGAAUAUCCUGACAUCCCCUAUAUCAGAUUUUUGAAUUUUAGUGGCUGUUUUCUGGGAUUUUAUUUAGUUUUUUGAUUCUCUGAUUUCGGCCUUAAGAAUCUCUUGUCCAUCUAUUUGAUCCUUUUCUUUUGUAUCAGUUAAUUUAAUAUAACAUGAGCAUCUGUAGUUCUAUGUGACCCGUUUAAGUGGAAUCAACUGUAUAAGUAUACCUUGUAGAAAAUCAGCAGAUGAAUUGUAGCAAGAAGUAUGUGUACAGAGAAAUUGUAAAGCUGCAAGCUAGACUGUUGCAUCAGUUUUGUAUUCAUAUUCUCUAGUAUGCAAUUUGACU